GCCGCCGUGGAUGAUGCUGCCUGUGAGAACGAUGCCGACGUUUUUAUAUGCCAUGUUGUUAGUGUACUUUUUACUAUCCAUCGGAGCGCAGCUUUUUUCCUGCCUUUUUGUUUUGUUUUUUGCCGCGCGUCCUCGGCCGCAACUCCUCCGACGCUAGUGUGCAGUUUAUUUUUUUUUUUACCAUUUUAUAUUUUUUAUUAUUUUCGUUUUUUAUUUUUUUCGUAAUACUCCACGCGCCCAACAACACACGCGAAUAGUCGCGCUCUUAUUUCCCGAGUUGAUUAAAAAUUUUUCGUGUGGCGAAAAGUGCGCGUCAGGAUCCGCCAACCUGGAGUCGCGACUGGAUUACCGCUCGGGCGGAUUGGACUUCCACAAUCCCCCGAUGCUGCUGGAGAACAACUCGAACUUCAGCCACCACCUGCAGCGGUCGUUCGACACGUUGCGCUCGCUGGGCGACCGGCUGGGCUACGAAAGGGGCGGCCAGAUGGGCAACGGGCUCGAGCUGAACCUCAGCCUGAAUCCGGACCGGCUGUUGCAGGAGAGGAUGCAACAGGAGCGCAGCCUGGAACGCCUGUUGAACGAGCGCUCCAUGCAGGAGCAACGCAUGAACUUGGACCACACGCUGAGCAUAGAGCGGUUGAACUUGGAGCGCAGCCUUACGCAGAACCUGGAUAGGAAUUUGAACGUCGGCGUCCAGAAUGCGGAGACCAGGAGCUACGGGGAGCGACCGCCGCUGAUGAACGACAGGGCGCUGAUGGACAGGAAUCUCAAUUCUUUAGACAGGAAUUUGAACAACGAAAGAAUGGGGUACACUAACGAUAGAUUGACGGAUAGACUGAGGCUUGACGGCAGUGAUAUGAGACAUAGUGAUAUUAACAGGGACCUGAACGAUUUGAAAUAUAGGGAGUACAAAACGCACUUGGAGAACUUGAGAUCGGAAAGUUCAAGGUCGUUGGAAAGGGGGAACGACGAGGAUCGGGGGGAAACGACGCCCUCCACCCCGCCCACCCCCAUAUCCGUCGGCGAAAACUUUCAAGAAGAGAAGGUAUUCGGCUCAAAAGCGGAACUCCAAUUGCACACGCAGGCGCACAUGCGCGAAGCCAAACCGUACAAGUGUUCGCAAUGUUGUAAAGCGUUCGCCAACAGUUCCUACCUGUCCCAACACACUAGGAUACAUUUAGGUAUAAAGCCGUACAGGUGCGAGAUAUGCCAAAGGAAGUUCACGCAGCUCAGCCAUUUACAACAACACAUUCGUACGCACACGGGGGAUAAACCUUACAAAUGCCGACAUCCCGGUUGCCAAAAGGCCUUCUCACAAUUGAGCAAUCUGCAAUCGCAUUCGCGCUGCCACCAAACGGACAAACCGUACAAGUGCAACUCGUGCUACAAGUGCUUCAGCGACGAGCCCUCAUUGCUCGAGCACAUCCCCAAGCACAAGGAGAGCAAACACCUCAAGACGCACAUCUGCCAGUACUGCGGCAAGAGCUACACGCAGGAGACCUACUUGAGCAAGCACAUGCAGAAACACGCCGAGCGGACGGAUAAAAGGCCGCCCAUCGGGCCCAGUUUAGAAUUCUUCCCGGGUUUGAACCACCGAGGCAUCGACCACCCGUACUGGCCGAAGGUGAGUCCCGACAGCGCCGAGAACAUCCACGAGUACCCCAACGACAUUCCGCGCCAGAUCCUCGAGCAGAACGAGGACCUGGUGAUCAUCAGACAGCAGCUGGGCCAGAACCCGCCGGCGCCGCCGGGCACCCCGAACGCCAACUUGGCCAACACCUACGACACGUCCAUAUCGAAGUCGAACGCCAAUUCGGCGUUCACGCCGAUCAACUCGAUGUCGGGCCACCUGAAUUUGAACCACCACCAAUUGGCGCCCAACAGGCCGUACAUCUACGAUGCGCUCAGCUUCCAGAAGCAGAACAGCCUGGAUAUACCGAAGAGCCAGCCGUCGAACGGGUUCCCCAAUCAGCUGAUCAGCCUGCACCAGAUAAGGAAUUACGCGCACCAGCCGAACUCCUCGCUGAUGGAGCAUUCCAUACUGGGCUUGGGGAAGGACAAGUAAAGGUAAUAAUCGGUUGCUCGGAAUAUUCACGGACGUUUGUGAUCAGUGCUGGCUCGUGAUCUCGUACUAUAUAUUAUUAUUAUUUUUUUUAAUAUUAAGCUAGCGUUGGGAUUAGAUUCGAUUAGAUUUUUUCGAACGGGUUGAUGGGUUGAAAAAUGUUGUUUUUGGGUGGCAGUGAUUUUGGUGUUUGGCGGUAAUUCGCUUUUUGAGUUGUUUUUGUUCAAUUACACCGAAAAAAUUGCGGUUUUUUUUUUGUUGUUAAAGACUUUGUCGUCGCUUUCACUUUAAGUGAGUUUUAAUCAAUUUUUUGCAGGCUGUUUUGAUAAAGAGUUUUUUUUUUCUCUAAAUAAAUUACUUUCUUGCAUAUUUCGAUAUGGAAUAAUUGGCGAUUUUGUGUGCGUAAUUGAGCAAAAAUUUUCGGAUUAUAUUUUAUCUGAAUACGAAUUUAUCUGUUUUUGUUUUCGAAGAACUUUCGUUUUUUAUGGAAUAACAAAAAAAAUUCGAUUAAACUUUUCGUUUUUUUUUCAUUUUGCAAUUGCUGCUCCCAAAAACCUAAAUUCUCGCGUUUAUAACAGUACAAGGUAUUUUUUUCUGGCGCUGUUUUCGAGACAAAAAUUCCUCUAAAUAGCUCAAAGUUGUAUAGAUAAAAUUACAAAGACAUUGUGAAUUUGUAAACUAAUAAGUUUGUACAGAAGAAGACGUAGUUAAUUAUUUUUUGUGGACCAGAAUUCGACGUUUUUUUAUAGGAAUAUUUUUUAUUUAAUUUUUACAAAGUUAACUUUAUACAUUUAGUUUGAAUUUUCGUCCUCAAAAAUCAUAAAAAAUAGCUCAAUAUAUUCUAUUUAUAAAAAGUACUUUUUAUUUUAUUUUUUUUAGUUGGGAAAUUGACUUUUCGAAUUUAUAUUUAAUUUUUCCAUUCUAAUUUUUCGGGGAACAGAAAUAUUGUUUGAAUUUAAAAAGAGAGUUAUUUAUUAAGUUUUGGUGCAAAUAUAGUAUUAAAAUGAGUCGCGUUAAAAUUGAAACACUUGUAAAACUUUAAUGCAAUUCAUUAGAUUUAUAAGUAUUAGAAAAAAUUAUUGAGUUUGCUCAUUUUUUAUGUACCUGGUGCGUUACUCGGAAUGUUUUUACAAUGUUGCAGUUUUUCUAAAAAUAACGUUGAUUUCGGAAAUUUAUCAAAAAAAGUACAUUUGACCUGAUUUUUAGAACUCGACAAAGUUUAUAAACUUUUAUUUUACCAGUACUUUUAUCUCAUAAAAAAGCUAAAACUGCAACAAUCGUGAGUGAAUAAUUCUUGGAGGGACGGACUUGGUACAAGUUGAAAUAUUAUAAAAUUGUAUACGGAUUAUAUUACGUCAAAAAUUCCGACAUUUUUGUAAAUAUUUCGUUGCGUACUUGCGUUAUGUUAACGUUAUAGCGACAAUUUUGUUAAUUUUAAGUUUCAAAUCGAGCUUUAAAUUACUACCUAGAGUUGAAUUUUUUUCCAUAAAUUGUUAACGUAUUCUAAUAUGUUGGAGCAGAGUGUUUAACGAGUACAAUCAUCGGGAAAAUCGGAAUUGUUUGAUGAACGUGCGUUGAAUAUCUAAAAUUUAUUUUUGUUUUUUUUUGUUUUUCGUUGUUGUUCAUGCCGGGUAAUUAAUGUUAUAAUUUAACUGAAAGUUUAACAAGAAAUUAUAAUUUUUAUGUAAAAUUUUUGAACUUGAACUUUCACCGUCUUUAUGCUAUUCUCUCCUUAAACUUGUGUGAUUAAACUUUGUUAAAUAUCCACGAAAAUUGCAAAAACUAUGCACGACACAACGAUAAGUGUUGCACGAUAAGAGGUGCAAAUUGUUUAAAGUUAAAAAUCUGUUAAAAAAAAUUGAUGAAUUAAUAAUUAUCAUAAAAAAUGUCACACGUGCGUUGCGAAUUGUUUUUUUACCAUAGUAAAACUUGUUUGAUUAAUGUAAUGUACUUGCGAAACACUUUGAAUGUUUUGUACGAUACUAUUUCAAAAAGCUUUUUGGCUUGUGAUGAUAAAUGUAUUUAUAAAAAAGAAGGUUUUUGUUACACUCUUUAUUAAUAAAAAGUACUAUUCAUUUAUUUUUUCUUUGGUUUUAUUUUAUUUUUCCUUUUUUUUGGUCUUGUUGAAACGCUUGGGAAAUAAAAUUGUCAAGUGUGUAACAAGAAAAUCAAUAAAUUAUCACACCCUCUGUUCAUGAGUUUUCAAAUUUUCAUAAGUACAAAAUAUCUUGAGAAUUUCGAAAAAAGUUCACGAAAACAUUUUGAGCAGAGGGAGUGUUGUAUUAUCGUAAUUGAACUUUUGAAACUGUACAAUUUUGGAUUGCAAUCAUACUUUCACACAGCUAUAAAUUUCUUUAAUGGAAUUUUCUUUAAUAAAUGUGACCAAAUCUUGUUGCUAAAUAAAAAUAUUGUACAUAGGUAUAGUUUUCCUUGUUUGCGCUAUUUUUUUUAAUUAGCGUAAAAUGUCCUAUCGAGUUUAUUCUUCCAUUUUUUUGGGAAAAUGUAAAAAAAACCGACGGUUGUUGCUUUUGCGUUCAAACUUAUUUCGGUUUAAUAUGAAUCUGUGAUAUUUUUUCGUACUGAAAGGUUAAAAACUAAGAGGUAGUCAAUUUGUACAUAAAGAAACGGAUUCUUAAUAAAAAAACUGAGAAAAGAUUAAUUCAAAAAAAAAUUGAGAAUAUAAAAUCCAAAUAUUUGACCCUCGUGGAAACUAUAACUAUAUAAAAUUGGAUGUAAAAAUAUUGUAACAUAUAUACAUAAAUAUAAUAUGUGGUAAAUGUACGACACCUUUUCCUUCUUGUUGAAUUUUUACCAAACACAACGAAACUAUCAUUCCAUUUUAUUAUCAUUUUCACUCUAAGGUGAAGAAUUCUAGACAUUUUCAGCACAUUAUAGAAUGUAAUUUUCAAGUUGUCGGUGUCCUUAAGAUUUCAUGUUAUAGUAUGUUCAUUAAAUGUAAAAAAAUAAAUUAUUUAAACUGUA
Phyllotreta striolata is the source of this 5044-nucleotide messenger RNA. The record is from the annotation of a GenBank genome assembly. NCBI's taxonomy places the organism in Eukaryota, Metazoa, Arthropoda, Insecta, Coleoptera, Chrysomelidae.